GCCUUUCUUGCCCUAGGGACCCGCCCCUCAGCUUGCCCCUCAGCCUGAGGGCUCUUUCUCGGGGCUUCCCAGCUCCCCGAGGCCCCCCCUCCCCGCGCUGAGGGGCGGAAGGGAACGAACUUUCGGGGCGGGGCCAGAUCGCUCUUUCGCUGCUCUCCGAACCCGGCCAGGCGCUCGGGUGGGACGCUGCAGGGGCAGCGCCCAGCGGCCCGUGGUCGGCCACGUCCCGGGCUCCGGGGCUCCCGGGCUCCCGCGCUCCCCUUCUGGCUCCGCGCCGGGAGGCUAGCGCCAGGGAGGCGGCACUCCUAUCCGGCCCGCCGGCCCUGAUCACGCGGGGCCGCGGGCGCUGGGUAGAGGGAGCUCGCUGGUGAAGGAAGGUGGGCGGUGGGAGGAGCGUGGGCAGACUGGACGGGACGGGCCUGGGCGGGGCGGGCCGCGCCGGGCCUGGCCGGGCUCGGGAGAGGGGCUGAACUGAGCAGAGAGGGCCAGAUCGCGGAGCCGCUGGUCGGGGCCCCACAGCACCAAUGCUGCUGACGCUGGCCUGCGGCUCGCUUUUCUACCCCGGCUUCUUCGUGCUCUGCGCCUGGAGGCUGCACCAGAAGCUUCCCCAAUGGCCCGUCAUCGACUGUUUGACGUUCAGCAACAGGCUCGUUUCCUCAAUCCAGGCUGUCCUGGCCACUGUCUCCGGGUUCACCGUCAUUUUGAACUGCAAAGAUGUGAUUACAGACAGGCACUGGCUCGCUCGAGAAUAUAUAUGGGCUUUGAUUCCAUACAUGACCUACGACCUAGGUGCGAUGUACAUUUGCUACUGGUACCGAUAUAGAGGCGAGGAUAAGAAACACACUCUUGCCAUUUUUAGGAACUUCAUCAAGCACGACCGCCUCAUGCUCAUGCACCAUAUUUUCAUUCUGGUUGUUCUUGUACCCAUUACACAGGUACUAAGGGGAAAACGUGGCGACUUCUUUGUAGGCUGUAUCUUCACAGCAGAAUUCAGUACUCCAUUUGUGUCCCUGGGCAGGAUUCUGAUCUUGUUAAAGCAGCAGCACACACUUGUGUACAAAGUGAACGGAUUCCUGACCCUGGGGACCUUCUUUACCUGUCGCAUCCUCCUCUUCCCUUUUAUGUACUGGUCCUACGGCCGACAGAUAGGGGUGUCCUUCCUGCAGUCACCAUUCCACAUACCCUUCAUGUGCAACGUGAUCAAUGCUGUCCUCAUCGCGCCCCAACUCUACUGGUUUUCUCUGCUCUGCAGGAAGGCAGCCCAGAUGUUUGACAAUUCCCAAGCCAAAAAGGACAGUUAGUAGAGAUGUGAUCCAGAGCAUUUGGAGGAAGGUGUGGCCCCCCACACCACCUGUUUCCUCCACAUUCCAUGGACCUUUCAGACCCUGGAUGGCCUGUUCUGUGGACAUCAAUAAUAGGGAGGUGGAUGGGUCUUAUAAGGAGCAAUCACAUUUCCUCCCCAAUCUGCCUUUGUACAGAAGCACAUUUUCAUGGGUAACAA
Monodelphis domestica (gray short-tailed opossum) is the source of this 1501-nucleotide messenger RNA. It is a transcript of the gene TLCD3A, whose product is annotated as TLC domain containing 3A. Lineage: Eukaryota; Metazoa; Chordata; Mammalia; Didelphimorphia; Didelphidae. The record is from RefSeq and is a predicted model, not a curated record. Gene Ontology annotation, biological process: lipid homeostasis. Gene Ontology annotation, cellular component: membrane; endoplasmic reticulum.